ACAGCUCCGGGUGGAAACAUGACCCCCUCCCCACCUUGACAGUCACCCCCAGUUCCUUCCUGCACCCCUUUCCUGCAUCCCGAGAUAUUGGAUGGCCUUCUCUCCUCCUGGGAAUCUCGCCACGGAUCUGCCUCUAGUCUACACACUAAUAUUAAUGCACUUGGACAUCGCUGUAACUGAAAUGGAAUCCUCGGAGCUGUAGUUUCGUUUGGCAAGGUUUUGAGAGGAAGAGCCUGUAAUGUUCUAAUUCCACUUCUUUGUCCUCAGAGGUUUUCGAGCACCACAUUCAAGGCUUCUGACCUCCAGAUUGAAAUGACCAAAGACCCAAAGCCCAAACCGGACCCUGCGAAACUGGUCUUUGGCAAAGCGUUCACCGACCACAUGCUCGCUGUGGAAUGGAGCAAAGAGAAAGGUUGGGGGAAACCACACAUCAAGCCUUUUCAGAAUUUGUCUCUCCACCCAGCUUUGUCUGGCUUGCACUACUCAGUCCAGCUCUUUGAGGGGAUGAAGGCUUUCCGGGGCCAAGAUAAGUGCAUCCGCCUUUUCCGUCCCACGAUGAACAUGGACCGCAUGUUACGUUCUGCUCUUCGUUGUUGUUUGCCUUCCUUUGACAAGUCUGAGCUCCUUGAAUGUAUUCGGCAGUUAAUCCACCUGGACAGAGACUGGGUCCCUGACCGUGACAGCACCAGCCUCUACAUCCGGCCCACCUUCAUUGGCACCGAACCUUCCUUGGGGGUCUCCACAUCCAAUCAUGCCUUACUGUAUGUGAUCCUGAGUCCUGUAGGCCCUUAUUUCACCACUGGCUCCUUCAACCCCGUGUCUCUCCUGGCCGAUGCUCGCUUUGUCCGUGCCUGGGUUGGUGGUGUUGGCGACUUCAAAUUGGGCGGCAACUAUGGCCCCACUAUUUAUGUACAGAAUGAGGCUUCCAAAGAGGGGUGCCAGCAGGUUUUGUGGCUCUAUGGGGAUGACCAUCAGAUCACUGAAGUUGGGACUAUGAACAUCUUUGUGUUUUGGAAGAACCAGCAAGGAGAUCUGGAGCUAGUCACGCCUCCACUAAAUGGAAUCAUUUUGCCUGGUGUGAUUCGGCAAAGCCUUCUAGAUCUGGCACAGAAAUGGGGGGAAUUCAAAGUUUCUGAGCGGAUUAUCACAAUGGGCGACUUGAUCAAAGGUCUAGAAGAAAACAGGGUGAAGGAAAUGUUUGGCUCUGGCACCGCAUGUGUGGUUUGUCCUGUGAACAGAAUCCUCUACCAGGGCAAGAAUUACCACAUUCCCACGAUGGAAAAUGGACCCGAGAUUGCAAAACGGUUUCUGAAAGAGCUGACAGACAUUCAGUAUGGACAUGUUGCCAGUGACUGGAUCUUGAAGGUGUGACGCCACCAAAGUGCUCCCCAUCCUAUGGUUCAGCCUCUCUUUUGCAACAGUUGUAUUUAUGAGCCAGUUCUAUAACUUUGGCAUUUCUGCCUUUCACUUUGCCAGUUUGGCCGAUUUGCUUUUUGCAGAACCUGGUCUGCCUGUUACAGAUUGCAGCUACCAAACACUCCUUGUUGGGAAGAGCAGAAGGACUCUGCGCUGGACUCUUUGUGAUGGCAGAGACUCUCCAGACUGAAAUGGCCUCCUCCCCUUCUUCUCUCUCAGUUCCAAAAUUCAGCUGCUUUCAGAGUGCAAUACUGAAGCGUGAGAAAGUGGAGGCAGCAAUCUGGUAUAUCUUCUUCAAAACUGUUUAAAAUACAGGCACACGUUUAUUUUAAGUUGUUGCUUGGAUUCAGGCAAAAAAAAAUUGACAAAUUGGAAAUAUCAACAUUUUAAAAAUGUCAGGUUUUGGUAUCUUAAUGAUUGGUGCUACUAUGGUAGCUUUUGCUUCCUGUGGUUGGAAAAGUCCAUUAUUUUGGAUUAAAACCUCUUGCCUUUUUUGCUUUAUAUUCUACAUCCAUUUCAGACCUGGUUUAGUUGACGAUGCUUCAUCUAUACUGGGUUUUAGGAACCAGUUUUCAAUUCAAACUCCUUUGGCACCAGAAGUGACUUUUUAUGUUGAAAAUUAUUUAAAAUUAAAAACGACAUCUGACAGAA
Molecule: messenger RNA, 2067 nt
Organism: Anolis carolinensis (green anole)
Lineage: Eukaryota; Metazoa; Chordata; Lepidosauria; Squamata; Anolidae
Gene: bcat2
Product: branched chain amino acid transaminase 2
Exons: 11
Coding region: 313-1371 (352 amino acids)
Biological process (GO): L-valine biosynthetic process; L-leucine biosynthetic process
Cellular component (GO): mitochondrion
Molecular function (GO): branched-chain-amino-acid:2-oxoglutarate transaminase activity
Source: RefSeq, a predicted model, not a curated record